CUGCCCAUAUAGUAUAUUCUAAUAUAUAUUCCAAUAUAUAUCCUGUAAUAUAUUCUAUAAUAUAUCUCAGUGCAUCUUUUUACUUUCUUUCUUUCUUUCUUUCUUUUUUAUAUUAUUUCAUUUUAUUUUAUUUAUUUUAUUUUAUUUCGUGUAUUUCAUGUAUCUCAUGUAUCUCAUGUCAAGUACUUAUUUUAAUCUUUAAAAUCAGCAUAAUCUUUUAUUCAUGUCUCAAAAUCCUUAUACUUCUGUCAACCACACCCUAAACACUCCCCCACCUAUUCAAGUUUACUCUCAUCCUCAAAUACAACCCCAAACAGAACCUCAAAUAUAUGCUCAACAACAAGUGCCCCAGCCUGUAAAUCACCAAGAACAGCUUGCUCAUUUUCAGAAUUCCCAAAAUCCCAAAAAUCCCAAAAAUACAUCUUCAUCUAAUCAGCCUCUCCAAAUAAACCCUCUUUCUCAAUAUUCACCAACUCCACAACCACCAAAUGAUCAAUCAUACCCUCACUCUUACAAAAAUCAACAUUUAUCCUCUUUUAAAAGAACAAGAGUAUCCGGUGACAAACUUAAACGCUUACUAGAAGAAUUUAAAAAAAAUCCAACCCCAAAUGCUUUUAGAAGAAAACAUCUAUCCCAAACCUUGAAUAUGCCUGAACAAACCGUUAGGAUUUGGUUCCAAAAUAGAAGAGCAAAACAAAGAAAACAAGAAAGACUCGAUCAAUCUUCUACUCCAAUGUCUGAUGAUGCGAUGCGUUGUUUAAUGAUAUCCUUUGAAAACUUGCCCUUAAAAUUUUCAAACAAUUAUCUACUAAUCGACUGUGCUUCCUUAACCGUUGGCUCUUGGGAAAGAAUUAAACAAGGAAAAAUAAAUGGCACCUCAAAUUUACGCUUGGUUUAUCACAAACCUGAUUUCACUUUAGCUCCAAAAUCUUUAUUCAAUUUAAUGCAAGAUUCAGUGGAUUUUUUGGUUUUUUAUUCUUCAAUAACAAAUGAAUUAAAUUACUUUUUUGCCUCAAACAUAGAUUCUAAAAGAGUCAUCUUUAGAAUUUUUUUCUCUCUAGAUAUCGUCAUUUCAACCAACUUUCAACCUCAUCUUUUUCCACCAGGCCAAAUCAUUCCAAACUCUCUAAGCAUCCUAAAACUAUUCUUAUCUGCUCCUCCAAAUUUCGCAGUUUUCUUCCCUAAUGAUAAAAAGGGCUGUCUGUCAAAUAUUUGGUCAAUUUGUGAUGAUUUUUCCGAUUCGAAGCAAGUUGCUUCAGCUUAUUUAAACAAAAAUCUUCAAAAUUCUCAAAAUUCUCAAAACCCAAAAAGUACCCCUCAUGUCCUAAAAGGUGCAACCGAUUCUUUACAAUUUUUGCAAAAUAUUAUUCAUUACCAUUUAUUAAAUACUCCAGAUUUAAAUCCUUCUUCUCCUAAUACAAACAUCAACAACUCAUCAAAUUCUCCUUCUUCAUCUUCUUCAUCUUUUUCCUCUUCUUCUUCUUCUUCACUUCCUUCAUUUCAUUCCACUCAAAAUUUUAAAAUCCAACCUUCUUUCCAAAAACCUUUUGCUCCAAUUCAAAAUCCAAAUUUAACAUCACUACCACUACCACUACCACCACCAUCAUCAACUUUUCAAUCACACACACUUCCCAUCUUGAAGCCACAACCACAACCACACCAAAAUCAAUAUCAAAACCAUAACUCUCACAAACAAAAUCCGCUAUAUUCAACAACUCAAAAUCCCUCCUCAAUUCCAACAUCCUUUGGUUGCAUAAAUACUUCACAAUCACUGUUAAAUACUCAAAAUUUAAACACCCAAAAUACUUCCGUUUUAAUAAACUCGUCUCCCAAUCUUUUAAAUCGCCAGACUAACCCAAAUUCAUUUUUGAAUUCUUCUGCAAUUAACACUAUCACCAAUAAUAAUAAUAAUAAUAAUAAUAAUAAUAAUAAUAAUAAUAAUAAUAAUAAUAAUAAUAAUCUCAAUAACAGCCAAAUUAAUUUCACCCCAAAUCUUUCUUUAAAUGAUUCUCUGGUCAAAUUGCCUCAUUUAUCUGAUAUCUCCCAAUAUUUGCUAAUUUCAAAUCCGUCAAACACAUCAAAUUUUGGUUUGACAACUCACUCAACUGCUCCAACAAGUACAUCUUCGAAUUUAAACACUACAAAUUUAAAUAAUAUUAAUAUUGAUGCUAAUAACAUUAUUCCUAAUAUUCAUGGCAAUUUCUUAAAUCAAAAACAUUCAAUCCCUAGCCCAAUUCCUUUUUCUCAAAAUAAUUCUCAACUUUUAACAAUACAGUCAUAUAAUAGCAAUAAUAAUAAUUUCAUAAGCCCUUUAGGUUCCUUUAAUCCAAAUAAUUAUCAAUUUAAGAAAACUGCCAAUCCGAAUUAUACCCAACUUAAUCAUCAAGUAAACACACAUUAUAUGAAUAUCUACAACAACAUUGAUCUUAGUAAAGAUAAAUUUCAAGAAAAUCCAGGUUAUUCGAAUCCUACAACUAACAGCAGCAGUAUAUCUUUUUUCUCACUGAAUCAGCCUUUAACCUCAGCUACUUCAAAUGUCUCAACUACCUCAACUGCUCCACUCUCCUUUGAUAGUCAGAUUGAUUAUAUUCUGCCUAGCUAUCAAUCGACAUCAACAAAUUUAUCCUUCGCUGAACCAAAUACAAAUGAAAACAUGAGAAAAUUGAGUUCUUCCACCAACUGGAAUUCCAAGUCGCCUUCUAUCAGUUCAGAUUUUAUUGCUAAAAAUCGUUAUUUUCAAUCACAUUUAAACCCACAAUAUGCUCCAAUCUCAUCCAAUAUUCGAAAUAGCGUUGAGCCUAGAGGGAAUUUAGAAAACACGAAUAAAUUUUCAAUCAGCAGCAAUUUAAAUCGCAUUGGACCUGUUAAUGGCAACCCUUUUAUCAAUAACAUUAAUGCUAAUACCACAGUUAAUAAUAACGAAUGCACAAGUAUUAGUAUUAAUAAUAUCAAAGAUGAUAACAAUGCUACUAAUAAUCAUAAUAUUAUUACCAAUAGCAAUAGUAACAACCCAACAAAUAGUAACAAUCCAACAAAUAGUAAUAAUGACAAAAAUUCAGGAACUGGUCAAUUAGCUGCACAAUCAACAGUAUGAUAAUAAUUUGAAAUUCAACAAAUUAUUUUUGUCAAUAUUCAUUUUUAUAAAUAAUAUUCCAAAUUUUAAUUCAUGAUGGUACCUUUAGGUUUUGUUUUUUUUAAGGGGAGGGAAAUAUUUCCAAUUACCCAUUUAUUUUAUGUUUAAUCACUGAUAAUUGAU
Messenger RNA from Ascoidea rubescens DSM 1968, 3256 nucleotides. It is a transcript of the gene PHO2, whose product is annotated as Pho2p. Gene Ontology annotation, biological process: regulation of transcription by RNA polymerase II. The record is from RefSeq and is a predicted model, not a curated record. Gene Ontology annotation, molecular function: RNA polymerase II transcription regulatory region sequence-specific DNA binding; DNA-binding transcription factor activity, RNA polymerase II-specific. The transcript has a single exon. Bases 224 to 3094 code for a protein of 956 amino acids. NCBI's taxonomy places the organism in Eukaryota, Fungi, Ascomycota, Saccharomycetes, Ascoideales, Ascoideaceae.